Molecule: messenger RNA, 255 nt
Organism: Angiostrongylus costaricensis
Lineage: Eukaryota; Metazoa; Nematoda; Chromadorea; Rhabditida; Metastrongylidae
Source: the annotation of a GenBank genome assembly
AUGGAAGGAUUGUCAGAAGAGGAGAGAUUGAAAAUCGAAGCCGUUAUAGCUUGUGCAGAGCUGGACGCUGCAGCGGACGGUACACCGCCGCUACCGGUCGCACAUUUGCCCACCGUACCGUCCACAGAAACAUUGAGAGAUUCGAGCGAACGUAUUGUCGGCCGGCUACAUGAGGAGCACGAUCAAGAAAAACCAGUAGUUUUUUCUGAUUAUCCAUUAUCGCAGUCGCCAUCCGCUGUAUCCACAAAGAGGUAA